Babesia ovata is the source of this 372-nucleotide messenger RNA. Its product is annotated as sun-family protein. The transcript has 4 exons. Bases 1 to 372 code for a protein of 123 amino acids. Gene Ontology annotation, molecular function: rRNA (cytosine-C5-)-methyltransferase activity. Gene Ontology annotation, biological process: rRNA base methylation; maturation of LSU-rRNA. NCBI's taxonomy places the organism in Eukaryota, Apicomplexa, Aconoidasida, Piroplasmida, Babesiidae. Gene Ontology annotation, cellular component: nucleolus. The record is from RefSeq and is a predicted model, not a curated record.
AUGGAUCCGAACAUCGCAAACAUGCGGCAAUACUACGGGAAGAUGGACUGCGUAGUCGCCGACGUGCCAUGCAGUGGCAUAGGGGCGUUCCGAAGAAACCCUGAUCGCAAGUGGACUUUCACCGUCGAACAGGUUACUGAGUACACGGCAUUGCAACGCUCUAUAGUUGACAAUGCUCUGCUGUUCCUCAAGCCCGGAGGGCGGCUGGUAUACAUCACUUGUAGCAUAUUUGAGGAAGAGAAUCAGCUCCAGGUGAAUUACUUCUGCAAGAGACACGGGCUGGUGCACACCCAGCCUGUCACGCUGCAGCUCCCGGAAUCUCGGGGCAUGAAUGGAUACUUCCUCGCCGUUCUGCAGCGCGAGAAAACAUAA